Molecule: messenger RNA, 534 nt
Organism: Lactuca virosa
Lineage: Eukaryota; Viridiplantae; Streptophyta; Magnoliopsida; Asterales; Asteraceae
Source: the annotation of a GenBank genome assembly
AUGUUAGAUCCUGGGAAGCCAUCUUUCACACCCAAGAAAAGCAAAUCAAGUGUUGUCAUGUUUGUGGGUUUACAAGGGUCUGGAAAAACUACUACAUCUACAAAAUAUGCCUAUUACCACCAAAAGAAGGGCUGGAAACCAGCUUUGGUAUGUGCAGAUACAUUCAGAGCCAGUGCCUUUGAUCAACUGAAGCAGAAUGCAACAAAAGCUAAGAUUCCAUUUUAUGGAAGUUAUAUGGAGUCAGACCCUGUGAAAAUUGCUGUAGAAGGCGUCGAGAGGUUCAAGAAGGAAAAUUGUGAUCUUAUUAUUGUUGAUACAAGUGGUCGACAUAAACAAGAAGUAGCCCUCUUUGAAGAAAUGCGCCAAGUUUCUGAAGCAACGAAACCGGAUCUUGUUAUCUUUGUGAUGGAUAGUAGUAUUGGUCAAGUUGCAUUUGACGAAGCUCAAGCUUUUAAGCAAAGUGUUGUAGUUGGAGCUGUAAUUGUUACUAAAAUGGAUGGUCAUGCAAAGGGAGGUGGAGCUCUUAGUGCGUAA